Ambispora gerdemannii is the source of this 2583-nucleotide messenger RNA. Lineage: Eukaryota; Fungi; Glomeromycota; Glomeromycetes; Archaeosporales; Ambisporaceae. The record is from the annotation of a GenBank genome assembly.
AUGAACUCCAAUACUUCCAACCAAGUGGUAGUUAAUAAUAAUAGUCUCGACUAUUAUGUUAAUUUAAUCAAUUAUUACAUUACAAACCCUAUCACAAACCAACUUGAAAUACACAAUCACCAUCCUAAUGAGACAAGUGACUUGCGUUUACAAUACGCAAUAAUUUACCUUAAUGAAGCGCUACUGAAAUAUCCAGAGGCUUAUGAACUAAAGAUUUUAGAUCAUCGAAUUGCAUUAAAACUAGGAGAUACCACUAAAGCUAAACAAAUUUUCGAUUCUAUUCGUGAAAAAUUCCCUGAUCAUAUACCUUUUAAAAAGUAUCUUGCUGAAAUUACACAAUCUGUCUUAGCGAAAUCACGAGACGACAACUUUUCUUUUUUUCUGAAGAUUCCAACGAAAACACAACGCGAAGUUUUUAUAAGAACAGCAAUUUAUUAUGAAUCGACUGGUGCAUUUUUGGAAUCAUGUCAAAUGUUUGCUCUUGUUUUAAAAACUUAUCCAGAGACCACCACUUAUUAUGGGGCACAUGCAGCUCAACUUGCUAUACAAUGUGAAAAUCACCCUAUGUCAGUUCUUAAUCCAUAUCGGCAAUGCUUAGUUAAUGGAAUACUACCAGGAAUUCUUAGAAUUAAAAUGACUGUAUAUACUAAAAAAAUUCCGAUGGAUAUUGUUGUUUAUCAACCGGAGCUGCCAUUGUCCUCUGCACCUUUUAUCUCCAAUUCAAAUAACCCAGUCGCACAAUCAUCAUUUCACGUGACUUUUGAUCAAUUGAAGCAAUGGCUUCAAUGUGGUCAAAGUUUCUACAUUGCAAAUAAAGACUGGAAGAAAUUAUUUGAAGUCUCAUUAAGUGUAAUGGAUACUUGCAAUUAUAUAAAAUUGAAAAGUUCUCCAAGAACAACUUUAGUGGAUCUAUUUUUGGAUUGUCGAAAGCUCCCUGAGAAACUCUUUAAAUUACUUUGUCAAGAAAAAAUUAUAAAAGAUCCUUUGGCGUACAGUUUCGCUCAAACAAUAGAAAUGGCCUGUUUUGUACAUUGCUGCUAUGAGUUUUACGAGUAUGUGGCUGGUUUAAAGAGUAAAUCAUCUGGGGGACAGAGAACUUUUUUAAUACCAUGCUGGCCUAGUCCUCAUUUUGAAUCGACAGGAGUAUUAAGAACAAGAAUAGAAAAAUCAAAAUUUUCGUUUAAUUCAAAAGAUAAUGAAGAAAUAUUAUCAUCAGAUGAAUCAGUCAGUAAGAGAGUUAUCAAAAAAAGAAAAUUGGCGAAUUCCUCGAAUAGCACCACGAUUUUAUCCGAAAUGGGAGUAACUGUAAGUGAACAUAGGGGAAAGGAAAAGGCAAGGGACACAAACAUUAUGAACGUAUAUAAUCUUAUCCAUAAUGAAGAAGAGAAGGUAGAGAAGGUCGAAUAUAAAGAUAAUGAAAAAAUUGGGAGAUUAUCAAGUAAAGAUUCAGAUGAUUUAGCAAAUACACAUCUAAAAAGAGAGGACGCGAGUUUCACUGAAGAUAAUCAAUUUGAUGAAUCCAUGGUUAAUGAAGCAAUCAUAGCAUUGGAACGUGCUGAUGAAUGCUGGAAUUUAAUAAAAGAAAUGUAUUCAGAAAAUACAAAUAUAGAACAAGACUUGGAGCUUCUAUUAAAAGUAUGGAAUCUGCCAUUGGAUAUUACUAAUGCAGUAAUGUUGACAAGAUCUGAACUCAACCUGAAACAUGGUGUAUAUUUCGAUACAUCACUCAAUUACUUUAAAGAUAUUUGUGGUCGGUUCUCUGGUGCAUGGGAUGAAUAUCGUCAAAAAAUUGCAGAAAAAGGGAAAAAACCAAAUAACGGUGAAGACAUGAAAAUUAACGAUACUGAAUUUGCAAUAAGAAACCAAACACCUAUAAUGUUAACUUUACGAGUGUUAUAUUCAAUCGCCAUGAUUUAUAUGAUUGCUAAAAUGUGGGGGGAAGCUCGAACCGAGCUAUUAAUAAUAUUGGCGGUUAUGCCAUAUACCACAAUUUUAAAUGAACAUUUUGAAAAAGAUGAAUGGCUAUUAAUGGAGAAAAAAAAUAAUUUCGAUAGCGAACAAUUUAAAAAUCCAUAUAAAUUGAUAGAAGUUACACAAGAAGGAUUGAUUGUAAGGGCAAUAAAAGACCUAAUUUGGUCAUAUGAGAUGGAACUUGAUACAAAUUCAUCCAACAACAAUGAUAAAUUAUGUCAGUUAAUAGUGCUAUCUCAAUAUGGAUGGCCAUAUUGGAGAGAUCGAUUAUUUCACCCUAUAAUUCUGCCUGGAAUUAAGAAAUGUGGAGUUUUGAUUUAUCCUCAAUUUUUGCAAUUCGUUUCUAAUAUUGAAAUUGCCAAAGGAAUAGUUAAAUUAUAUCAAACUUCACCCAAUCUAAAAUUGCAAUUAUUACCAAAUAAUAAUUCUACAUCGGAUUCUAUCAAAGCACUUGAUACUUUUAUACGGAGGGAGACAAUUUCAUCUUUUACUACAGAUACAUCGUCAUCUAUUGACUCUUUAAUAGAGUUUUGUAAAAUGAGUUUGGCCGAAAAACAAAUUUCCGAUAAUACUCGAAGUCAUAAUGACACAGAAAAAAAUGGAGAGAAUUCU